Messenger RNA from Acanthaster planci (crown-of-thorns starfish), 1649 nucleotides. RefSeq lists its product as uncharacterized. NCBI's taxonomy places the organism in Eukaryota, Metazoa, Echinodermata, Asteroidea, Valvatida, Acanthasteridae. The record is from RefSeq and is a predicted model, not a curated record.
GCACAUGUUCACAAGACAAGGGAAGUCGACCGUUCUCGUCCUACUUCUGACACCCACCGCGUCAUUCAAUGGGCCCACCUCGGCCGAGGCAGGUUUAACAACAACAGAUGCUUGUCGCUGACGUUGUAAUGCCUCAGUCAUUUUUUCUUGAACACUGAAAUCGGUUCCGUUCCCGCAAUGAGCCGUAUUCUACGAUGUGGAUGAACAUGUCGAGCAAGGAAAUCACCUUUCUGCUGGGAACAUGAAAGUAAUCAAGGUUUCACCACUUCUGUCUGUCUGCGUCUUCCACUCAAUUGAUUGAGUUGUAACUUCUACAAAAAUGUAACCCUGAACCUGUUGGUAUGUCUGCCGGCAAACAGCAUGAAUACUACAUGCAGGCCUAUAAUUGUCGCUAACAAUGCCCAACAAAUAGUCUAUUUUGGUCGUCCUGGGUUUGAAUCUGUGAAGUUCUUCCGCCAUUAUGAGCCACCAAGGCGGAAGUAGAAACAUUGUGCACAUCCCAUGCGAUUAUUGCUGUUACUGCCGGACUGCGCUUGCAGGAGGAAACAAAGAGCGGUACACGCAUACGUGAGGUCUAUAGGCUCCGUGUUUCCGAGUCGAUCUGGGGAGGCCUACCUUCUUCUAAGAGCAUCCGACGGGGGGAAGUAGUAACAACCAUGGCGAAUGAUACAUGGUGCAUUCAGGUACCAGUGAUCCUUGGGAAUAUCUCGGUCUGCCGCGGUUGCAACGUCACUCACACUGAGGAAUAUGUGAAGCCGCCCGAGCUGCCGGAUCUUUCGAAAUACAAGAGCAAGUGUACGCAAUGGCCCCGCGCCCAUCCGUGUUGCGAACCUUGCCCUACAACCACUGAACCACCAACUUCCACAGGUACAACCACAACCAACGCAACAGGUACAACUUUAAGCACCGCAACAGGUACAACCUUAACCACCGCAACAGGUACAACCUUUAUAGGUACAACCAUUGCCACUGCAAUAGGUACGACCAUCAAUGGCACAACGGGAUUCACCCCAGGCGGCACUAUUACAUCUACGGUUACUCCUCAAGUUCUUCCUAAUGUUACUUGGAUGUAUUCGCUUUUCACAUUGCUUGGAUUCAUGGUCUUCCUAGCCAUCAUUAAUUGGCGUAGAGCUCGUCGAGUUUCAAAAGCCACCCAAAAGAAAGACGACCAGAUUUUACUUGUCUACCCUCCGAAUCCGUCAUCCAAGAAGUAUUACAGAUUGCGUUUCGGCACGUCAAAACCCUCCCCUGUUCCAGACAGUCCACCAGCCCAGAAAAACCCGGCUUUCGAAAACGAUUACGAGAAGGAGCCCACCCACCCUAUGAUGGAGUCGACAGCCCCGGCCAACAAUCAGGGUUACGUGAGCAAUGUCGAGGAUGAAACUGGCGGGUCGGACAAGGACUUUGGAGACGCCAGUCUGGCAAGGGUUAAGCUCCAACCUGAUCCGAAUGAAAAGAAGUCUUCGGAGAAGAUGAAAGGUGAGGAUAAUUAGCCGGCUCGGAAUCUGUUGUUUGCGUCCGUGGUCUAAACGGAGAGGGCGAAGACACAGAACGAUAGUAAACACUGGUAACAAAAAUGAACCUAACAUGAACUUGAUUGAAAAUUGGCUUCAUUAGUACAAAAAUCUGCUCUUAAAGAAAAAGGUAAA